GCCCCGCGGUGCCCACUUCGUUGUGAAAGGCUGUUUUCAUUGCACCCGGCACCGGAUGAUUAGACACCGCAUGAGAUUCGGAAAUGUCAGGCACAUAUAGACAACUCCCCGAAUACCCACCAGACUCUCGCUCAGAAACCGGACAGCCUGCCUCUUGGAUGUGUUGCUCCGUCAGGCGUUGAGCAUUUCGAUGAGAUUUGCAGUUAGGGCAUACAGGCGGAACCGGGUCACGUACCAGGACCCAGUGACGAGUGGAUCAGGAGGAAGUGGCUAACGCUGCCUCUCUUCAAUUUUCAUUCAAGCCCCUCUCUUCGUGGGUCCGUCCUUGUUUCGAUUCUCCCAGAUCCCGGCAGCAGCGCGGGGGGAGGGGGGUUGAUAAAGGCAAACCAACAAGGCUGUAAAUCAUCCUGAACAAAGCUUCGGUGGAUUGAAGUGUGAAGUUGCUCAGCUCAGUUGCAGUCAGUGGUUUUAUUCCCCCGGGGGUGGAAGUGUAGCCCCGCUGGAGGGAGGAAGUGCAGGAGCCAGGCAGAUGGAAGUUGGGGAAAAGCAGCAUGUUCCCCGGGAAAGCUCGCUCUUGCCGUAGGCUGCGCUGGCUCCGGGCGCAGCCUUCUCUCUCCGCUAGCUGGCCGGAUUAUGAUGCACCAUGGGCUGGUGCGACCCCGGAGUACAGAUGCUCUUCACCAUGAUGGGCGCCUUCGCAGCUUUCAGCCUGAUGAGCAUCGCCAUCGGUACCGAUUACUGGCUGCACUCGCGGGCUUAUAUCUGCAACGGCACCAACAGCACGACCGAGGAGAACCAAGUGAAAAAGGAGAAAGGGGCCAUGAUCCACUCGGGUCUCUGGAGAGUCUGUUGUGUGGAAGGUUUUCAAAAAGGAAACUGCUUCAGAAUCAAUUACUUCCCUGAAGAUGAUGAUUAUGACCAGGAGGGUUCAGAAUACCUUUUACGGAUUGUCCGCGCUUCCAGCUUAUUUCCCAUCCUGAGUGCCAUACUACUGCUCUUGGCAGGGCUGUGUCUUGGAGUUGGUAAAUUGUACAACAGCAAGACUAACAUUAUCCUAAGUGCUGGCAUCUUAUUUGUAGCAGCAGGACUGAGUAACAUUAUUGGGAUCAUUGUGUACAUAUCGAGCAACACUGGCGACCCCUGGGAUAAGAACGAUGAUGACAAGAAGAACCUGUAUUCCUACGGGUGGUCUUUCUAUUUCGGGGCUUUGUCCUUCAUUGUAGCGGAAAUGGCGGGAGUCUUGGCUGUGAGCAUCUACAUCGACAAGAAUAAGGCAGCAAGGAGCAGAUCACACCGGGAAUACCUGAAGACCUCCUCCUCGCCCUACGCCAGGAUGUCCAACUACAGAUACAGGCAGAGGAGGCGAUCCAGGUCUGGCUCCCGGUCCGAGGAGCCCUCCCCGGCUCGGGAAAUCUGCGCUGCUGGCAACAUGAAGGUGGUGAGCACCGUGGUGCCGUUGAGCGAGAUCUCCAUGUACACCCUUUCGAGAGAAACCAGCAAGCCGCCAGUCGGAGCUGCCUACCUCCCGGAGCAGGAGGAGAGUUUCCUCCAGGUGCACAACUGCUUCCAAAAGGAUGUGAAGGAGGGAUUCGGCAUGAACACGAUGAAUAGGCGAACAACGCCAGUCUGAGGCUGCCAGGUUUGCACCCCACCCCCUCACCACACCGACUCAUUUCACUUUUCCCGUCCCGUUGAAAGUACAAUUCAGCGGCGAAGUCUACAGACCAAGAGUAGGGUAUCCCGCCAGUCUGGCUCCUCUCUACCAAUGGGUCUUGGAUUGCCGGCAGAUGUCGGACAAGGCGAGAAAUGGAAGGGGUAGAGGGACAAAGAUUAACGGAACUGUGCGGAACGGGCAGAGGAUCAAGUCCCCGGUGUCUGCCAAAAAAUCCCAUGGAACACCGAGAACAUGAGACACACCUGUCUCUGUACAGUUGGUGAUAAACGCAACUGUUAACGUGGAAUUAACAUUUUUUAGCAUUAAUAUUCACUCUUACAUCUCAUUCAACUGGAAUGCCAAGGUCAACGACUGUUUAACCGCUAGCUGAAAUUUUCAGCUUUAACCCUUAAAUGCUGCAACGAUGGGAAGGUCCGAUUAAACCACUACUCCCCGUGAAUCUUCGUUUUCAUCGUCAGCAUUGUCAGGCCCCGGUAUCUCCGCAUAGAGUGGGACAUGGCGGAGGGGUGCCUUACCCAGUCAAUAACUCCCACCAACAUUCCCUUAAUCCUAUCCACUUCCCCGUUAAGGAUAUUAACCUGGACGUGCGUGCAAUGGAACUGACAAUGUAUAUUUGUACAACAAUUCAGAAUAUGAAGAUCAGCGGCAUAAUUUGAUGGUUCAGGAAUGUUCAAAACUCAUUACAACCGCGAGCUCCGAUCAGCGCUCACAUUGAUUGAUGUAUUGGACAAAACCUCAAUGUCUUCAUUGGUUGUGUUUUUCGUGGCUUUCCCUCCUCCAAAAUUUGUCACUGUAAAGGUGUUAAAAGGUAGAGCUGUGUGUACAAUACUAAACCUGACCGAUAAUUAGAUUAUUGUGAAACUAGGAGAGGAGACAGAGAUCCUUGUAUGUCUGGCGCAAUGUGCUUGGGCUCUUGUAAAGUAUUUGUGAUAAUAAACUAGUUUCUGGA
This is a messenger RNA of Pristis pectinata (smalltooth sawfish), 2624 nucleotides long. RefSeq names its product calcium channel, voltage-dependent, gamma subunit 4b (gene cacng4b). Gene Ontology annotation, molecular function: voltage-gated calcium channel activity; channel regulator activity. Gene Ontology annotation, biological process: neurotransmitter receptor transport, postsynaptic endosome to lysosome; neurotransmitter receptor internalization; regulation of AMPA receptor activity. Bases 644 to 1630 code for a protein of 328 amino acids. Gene Ontology annotation, cellular component: postsynaptic density membrane; voltage-gated calcium channel complex; AMPA glutamate receptor complex. The transcript has 4 exons. The record is from RefSeq and is a predicted model, not a curated record. NCBI's taxonomy places the organism in Eukaryota, Metazoa, Chordata, Chondrichthyes, Rhinopristiformes, Pristidae.